Molecule: messenger RNA, 492 nt
Organism: Lingula anatina
Lineage: Eukaryota; Metazoa; Brachiopoda; Lingulata; Lingulida; Lingulidae
Product: tyrosine kinase receptor Cad96Ca-like
Biological process (GO): positive regulation of kinase activity; protein phosphorylation; cell surface receptor protein tyrosine kinase signaling pathway
Cellular component (GO): plasma membrane; signaling receptor complex
Molecular function (GO): ATP binding; transmembrane receptor protein tyrosine kinase activity
Source: RefSeq, a predicted model, not a curated record
GUGAAGCUCAGUUGACACGAAGCGUUCAAAAUGGGCGACAAACUAUAUAAUAUUGUGAGAGUACUGUUGGCAUACCUGGUUUGCUGCCACCAAGAGAAAUCAUCCACAUCAUCAUCAACAACAACAUCCACGACAACAUCAACGAAAACAGUACAUGUUGCAGUCGGAGCAGGCAAACUUAAAGGAGGGGAGGCUCAUUAUAGUCCAGAAGAUGUAGGUGUGAUAGUUGGGACAGUUGUCGCAGAAGUGAUAAUAUUACUUGGAGCCGCGGUUGUUUUAUUUGUCUUGUUUCGUAGAGGCAUUCUGCAUAGAUUUUGGAAGAAAAGACAAUCUGGUGAUACAGUUAACGUGGAUGUUACGGAAAGCAACAACGAAUACGCCUUGCUAGACAUAAAAGAAGUUAAAAGCAAAAAUUCAUUCAUCUGCCGCUUUGCUCACUGCCAUAUUCAUCUCAGCAGGAAGAAACUUACACAGAACUCCGAGGAAAGAUGA